CCGCCUUUGAUCUCGUUGGUGGGACUGGGGCAUGAGAGCUGCACCGCGCGGGACAAGUCGCCGGCGGCGCCCGACGGAGCAGACAAGGAGAGAGCAUGGAGCUAGAGAGGAUCGUCAGUGAUGCCCUGCUCGCCUUUGUCCAGACGCACCUCCCAGAGGCCGACUGCAGCGGUUUGGAUGAGGUCAUCUUCUCCUAUGUGCUUGGGGUGCUCGAGGAUCUGGGCCCCUCUGGUCCCUCUGAGGAGAAUUUUGACAUGGAGGCCUUCACCGAGAUGAUGGAGGCCUACGUGCCCGGCUUCGCCUGCAUCCCAAGGUCCACAGUAGGGGACAUGAUGCAGAAGCUCUCAGGGCAGCUGAGUGAUGCCAGAAACAAAGAGAACCUGCAGCCACAGAGUGCUAGUGCCCAAGGCCAGGUGUCCAUCUCCCCUGAACCCCUGCAGCAGCCUGACAAGCUCAAAGAAGAGGCCAGGUCUUCGGCUGCCACUGAGGGUGCCCAAGAGGAGGCAGCUGGCACUGAGGAAGAGCUCCUGCCCGGAGUGGAUGUACUCCUGGAGGUGUUCCCCACCUGCUCGGUGGAGCAGGCUCAGUGGGUGCUGGCCAAAGCUCGGGGCGACCUGGAAGAAGCUGUACAGAUGCUGGUAGAAGGGAAGGAAGUGGGGCCCCAGGACUGGGACAGCUCCAACCAGGACCUGCCCAGGCGCCUCCGAGGCCCCCAAAAGGAUGAGUUGAAAUCCUUCAUCCUACAGAAGUACAUGAUGGUAGACAGCGCAGAGGAUCAGAAGGUUCACCGGCCCAUGGCUCCCAAGGAGGCUCCCAAGAAGCUUAUCCGGUACAUUGACAACCAGGUGGUAAGCACCAAAGGGGAGCGAUUCAAAGAUGUGCGGAGCCCUGAGGCUGAGGAGAUGAAAGCCACGUACAUCAACCUCAAGCCCGCCAGAAAGUACCGCUUCCACUGAGGCGCUCUCGGACUCUGCCCGGGCCUUUGUGGCUCCAGUCCCACGGGGAUGCAGGAGCCCCUUGUCCCCACACAGGCCCCUCCUCAACUCCUGUCCCCAUCCCUGUCCUCAGCUUCUGGCUCCAUAGCACCCACCUACUGUUGGAGCUGCCUCCACGGAUACAAUAAAAGUGACCCAAGGAA
This is a messenger RNA of Ochotona curzoniae (black-lipped pika), 1138 nucleotides long. It is a transcript of the gene CUEDC2, whose product is annotated as CUE domain containing 2. Lineage: Eukaryota; Metazoa; Chordata; Mammalia; Lagomorpha; Ochotonidae. The transcript is spliced from 9 exons. Gene Ontology annotation, molecular function: ubiquitin binding. Bases 96 to 956 code for a protein of 286 amino acids. The record is from RefSeq and is a predicted model, not a curated record.